UAACCUGACGCGCGUAUUGAAAGGUGUAUAACUGUAUGUCAAUCAAACGUGAACGUUAUAUCGACAUGCGGUAGACGUUUUAGCCGUUUAUUGUUAUGUUUCGGAGCUUGAAACUUGCGGUUUAUAGCUAUUAGCAAAAUACAUUACAGUGUUUCGUUCAAUAUGGAAUAUAAAAUAUGAACGUUAUGGUUCAAGUUUAAACACUUAAUUUUAUAACAGAAAUAAUUGUAUAUAUUUAUAAAACGUGAUAAAAUAAUGUGCUAAUAUAAGAAAGGAACUAAGAAAUGGAUUUACACAAGGUUUUCAAGUGGCGCGCGUUGCUGGUGUUGCUAUGGCGACUUAGUCACGUGACCUCCCUCAUUACACAAAUCCCACUACCGACGGACAUCCGUAACUGCUUCGAGGACCAGCGGAAUCCGACGGCCUCCGUCGGCGAGGUGUUCUUCAACCGCUGCGUCCAUCGCGUGCUGUGGCAGCGUCAAACGUCGCCGAAAACUGCUACCCUUGGCGAUGAUGCGAAACAGUGGAUAAGUGGUUUAGUCGAUAUGGCGAACAUCGACGCUACGAGCGUUGACGCUUUUAAUGACCUACUUGGAAAGUCAAAUGGCGGACCAUCCGAUGUAGCCGGCCGGGAAAAGCGACAGACGGCUAAUGGCCGCCGGCAGCCCUCUAGACGGCAGCCUCGCGUCCGGAAGGAAUACCGGCUACUGACUGAUGAGGAGCGGCGACUGUUUCAUAGGGCGCUGAACAUGUUAAGGGCAGAUAGAAGCGUUUCGCCGAACAAGUUUGCGGCCCUGGGGAGGCUACACUUACUGUCUGUUGAUCGCUCACACUUUGGGCCGAAUUUCUUCCCGUUUCACCGCCUUCUUCUUGUUGUGAUGGAGAAUGCUCUACGAGAGAAGAUACCAAGCGUGACGAUACCAUACUGGGACACGACCUUGGAUGACGGCCUCCUAGAUCCGCGGUCCUCCAUUCUCUGGACGACCGAGUUCCUGGGUGACGCCAAUGGCUACGUGACGGACGGCCCUUUUGCCAACUGGGAGACGCCGACGGGGCCGUUGUUACGAUUCUUCGGCACGGAAGGGACGAUGAUGAACUGGACGUACAUACACAAUGCGUUCCGCCAGGAUCACUUGGAGAAUAUCACGACGCCCUACGCACUUCCGGAUAAUAAUCUGGAGGAACAUCAUAACCAGGUUCACCUGUGGGUGGGCGGUCAGAUGGCUCCUCCGCGACUGGCAGCCUACGACCCGGUGUUCUAUCUACUUCAUUCGUACGUGGACUUACUGUGGGAGAUAUUUCGCGGGUUGCAGAAGCGUCGGGGAGUCGAUCCCACGACUGACUACCCGAUGGAUAAAUCAAAAAUCCCGGCAGGUCAACACUAUAAUGAUUCUUCCGGUUUCGGAGCGCUUCUCAACCGCCACGGACUGAGUAAUGUGUUUACCGACAACGUUUACAAAUACGAACGCCCGCCGACGUGUACCCGGCAAAUUCCGGACUGCGGCUCCGAUUAUCUCCGAUGUGAUACUUCCGGUCCGGAGCCCAAAUGCAUCUCCGCCUCAAUUUUCGACCCAAAGCCGACAUUUUUAGCCAACGGCCUUCCAAUGAAUGGAGGUUCUGGUGUCCGCCACGCACGGAGCGUUCGCGGUCAGGCGAUACAGGAGAGGUUCAAAAGUGCGGUGGACCACGCCGCUGUCGUCAAGUGUCAAGCGGAUAACGUCAACUCUCAAUACGUGAACACAUUUCUAAUCAACGGGAAGGCGGAUGAGACACUAUGGUCGUAUAUUCCUGUACAGGUUUACUUAAAAAAUAAUGAUAAAACUGGAAAUAAAACUGUACCUGUGUAUGACAUUUGUACAAAACAAAAUAUGACUGAUAUUUCGCGCCGUGUGUUUGUGGAGUCGAAUGGGCUAAACUAUGACGGCGCGUUCAAGCAUAUCACUCACUUCCGGAAAGACUUAAGCAUGGACGCUUCUUUAGCGUUCGUCGGCGUCAAGAGGCCGCGCGCCGCAGCCGAUACGGAAGUGAUAAUUUCCGCAUACGAUAAUUGUGGGCGGGUAUGUCAGCCAUAUUGUGUGGACGCAUCCGGAAGUAGCCGACAGUGCGCAGGAGCGGUAAAGAUUUCGAGAGAAGUGCCAUUUAUGUAUGGAGAUGACGUCGCUUCCACCACGCGUGCGGUAUGGACAGAGGACAAUUUUGGACUUCCUGUUUUAGCUGAUAACCAAAUAUUUCUGCGAUUUGUUUGUGACACAGGCGUUUCAUUCUGGCCGUGGUAAAUUGUCGUGGUGCUUAUUUGUGUGUGUCUUAUUUUAAUAAAUGUUAUUAAAAAAAUUCAA
Molecule: messenger RNA, 2336 nt
Organism: Mya arenaria
Lineage: Eukaryota; Metazoa; Mollusca; Bivalvia; Myida; Myidae
Product: tyrosinase-like protein 1
Exons: 4
Coding region: 285-2276 (663 amino acids)
Molecular function (GO): oxidoreductase activity
Source: RefSeq, a predicted model, not a curated record